Symbiodinium pilosum is the source of this 3333-nucleotide messenger RNA. The record is from the annotation of a GenBank genome assembly. Lineage: Eukaryota; Dinophyceae; Suessiales; Symbiodiniaceae.
AUGGCGUGUUGCGACGACAUUGGCCAAGAGGUCAAGAAAUCAGAGCAGUGGACAUUCGUGGGGAAGGGCAAGGGGGCGUACGAGACUGUUUCUGACGUCGUGUUUGUGGGCAAUGGCAAAGGGAGCAUUAACAAGGAGCACGUCGUGGAGAAAGCAGGCUACCAAUGGAAGCCCGCUUGUGGAGUGGCGCUCUGCCUCAUUCUUGUGCUUCUGCUCGGGAUCUUCAUGAUCUUUGGAUUCCGCCGAGACACUCCGGGAGCAGAUGUUCCUGUCCCUGUGGCCAUGGCAGCACCGCAAGUGCCAAAGGACAUAAUCAUCAAGCACCACUAUAUCACUCAGAACAUGGACAAGGUGGUUGGAUAUCCUGUGCCAGGACCAGCUCAUGUGGUGUAUCACAAAGUGUAUGCACCGCACAAGCACUUUGACUGCUACACUGGGGAGAUGAACUACCGCUCUUGGACCCAGGAGCAUCAGAGCUGGUGCUGUUGGCAGCAGGGUGUUGCAUGCCCGACCAAGGUUGUGACCAAAGACAAGUAUGUGCCAGUGACAAAGACGGUGGGAGUAAAGGUGCCGAAAUACUCGUACGUGCCAGUGCCUGGACCAACCGCAAAGCCGCUGGUAGUGCACGUGAAGGUGCCCUCUGCGCCGCUUCCUCCUAAGAUUGUGAAAGAUCCUUACCCCGUGCAGGGAGCCAGGCCACCGGCGCAUAUCCACUACAAGUAUGUUCCCGUGACUCAUCAUGUCAAGGUGCCGAAGGUUGUGUACGACAGGAAGGUAGUUCCAGUUCCUGUGUCGGUCCCAAAGUAUGUCCCAAGGACAGUACAGGAGCCGCCAAAAGUCAUUUACAAGACUCACACGGUCUAUGACCAUCCAAGGGAAUACGACUGUGUGACGGGCUUCCACGACUACCACCACCUGUGGGGCUCCCUGCAUCGGGAGUACUGCUGCUGGAAGGUAGGCCGCGCCUGUCCCACAGACCAUGAGGAGGACCACACGCAUACAGUCACAAAGAUUAAGUACAUUGACGUGCCAGUGCCAUCUCCUCCGAAGGUUGUGAUCAGGCACCACAAGAAGAUCAUCAUGACACAUCAGCACGCCCAACGCCACUUCGAUUGCCACGCUGGCUUCUCCAACUGGUUUCAUGGUUGGUCCAGAGCGAAGAAGGGCUGGUGCUGUGCCCAUGAGAGCAGAGGAUGCCCGGGCACCUGGCAUGGAAGCAUGCAUGUCCAUACCACUGUCACAGUUCAUACUGAAGGUGGGCAUGCGACUGGCAAAAUCUACGACUGUGACGCUGGAUACUCUAACUGGUUGCAGGGGUGGUCCGACUCCAAAAAGUCUUGGUGCUGCCACCAUGAUCCUGAUCACAGGGGGUGCGUUGACUACCACUGCUUCCACGGGCAUCCAGACGACUGGUCUAGCCACAAAAGCGCAUGGUGUUGCAAGACCUUUCAGAGAGGCUGCCCUGCAACUACGCUUUCGCAUUUAGGCUGCCAGGCACCCUGCACAUACAAGGACAAGACAUCGCUUUGCAUUGACCGCAUCACCUGGGCAAUGGAUCACCAGUACCAAGGGAGAGGCAAUGCCUGCGCUCUGGCUUACAGCCAGGUGCAAGUGGAAUGUGAUAUUUGCAGAGCUUGUUCCAUCCAAGAGGCCGGCUGUGAAGUUCAUGUGGCAACCUCAGAGCCCUAUGAUUGCGAUGCCGCCCUCAACAACUUCUUCAGGGCAUGGUCUCCGCCCAAGAAGCAUUGGUGCUGCUCUGUCAAGGGCAAGGGCUGCGAAGGGGCGCAUCCUCCAGCCGUCGACCCAGGCUUUGGCAUGGUCUGGAAGCACGUUCAGGUGAGCGGUUACUGGACGUGGAUUGCUGUGAGUGGUGGUGGUGGGGCCAUGAGCCUUCCAUACGACUGCCAUGUUGGCCUUGCAAACUGGCAUGUUGGCUGGUCGGCUCCCAAGAAAGUCUGGUGUUGCGCACACCAGCACAUGGGCUGCGAAGGCGGAUCAGGCGGAGGAGGCGGAGGAGGCUACACCCAGACCCACACGAUCGUGACGACGCAUGUCGUGCACUCAGCCGGUGGUGGCGGCGCAGGAGCUGGCGGAGGUGGCAUUCCUCCAGGUGCAGCAGGGCAUGGCAUGAUGUGGCAGUGGUCAAACGAUGGAGGCCACUGGCACUGGGUACAGGUGCACCUGACAGGAGAUGCAAAGUACGACUGCCAUGCUGGCCUUGCCAAUUGGAAACUUGGCUGGUCUGACGGCAAGAAGAACUGGUGUUGCCACUUCAGAGGCAACCAGCCAUCGUGGAAAAUCUUUGCCGAGCAGGAGGCAGUGUCGUUCAAGACGCCAUUGAAGCCAUCAACGAUGGCUACAUUUUAUCCUGCGGCUGCAGUGGACGGCUCGUCCGUGACUGGCCCAAGCUAUCGGUACUUCCUUUCCAUCCCGCAGCGCCGCCGCGUGGUUCUAUCCUCAACACCAUUGAAUACGCGGCCCUGGCGUCCCACAGGCAUCACUCCGCUGGGUGCACCACGCGAUCGGCCCAAAGAGGACCUAAGAUGGCGACCUUGCAAGCCGUCGCCAGAGGAUCCGCCGCAGGACAAGCUGCAGCGGGCCCGACAAGCAGUGGGCGAGCAGUGCAUGAACUCCCGAGUGCCAGGAUACACUGGCUUCAUUCCUUCAGCUAAAGCAGAGGACAUUUAUGGUCGGACGCAAGCUGCAGUUGGCGCGGGUGCGCGGGAUGAGCAGUGGCAGUUGGAUGAGAAGAAGGCUGCUUUGAGGGAAGCCUUGGCAGCUUCGCAGAAGAAGCCGAAGCCCUUCCCAGAAGAUCGCUUCUCCGAACCUGCACCUGACCCACAUCCUCUGGGCAAGAGCAGAGCGGAUGUUGUGCGAGCCUACUGGGUGCCGACAAUACCCGGUUACAGCGGCUUUAUGCCAGGAAAGCACGCAGAAAACAUACACGGCGGUGGCAUCAUCCACACCUGCAAGAUGGCUGGGCGUGUCAUUGCUGAGCGUGCUCCGCAGCCCGAACAGCUGCCAGCAGUGACGCAGGAGGAUGACCUUCCACGAGAGCGAAUCCUCAAUUAUUUCCACAGUGAGAACCAGGCAGAUAGGCCCGAAUACAAGGCCGCGCAUGCUGCACGGCUCCGUGAACAUUGUAGCAAGCAGAUUCCUGGCUACAAAGGCCACGUACCCCGGCUUGAGGGCGACGCCAUCUUCGGGGCCACGGCGAAGGCUGCCAACCUGAUUGCUGCUGACCUGGUUGAGGAUCGGAUUUUCAAUCCGGCCAAUCACAUCAACAUGGUUUGCGCUCCACAAGCUCCUCCACCGCGCAAGCUGCGCAUCUGA